Lactuca virosa is the source of this 3908-nucleotide messenger RNA. Lineage: Eukaryota; Viridiplantae; Streptophyta; Magnoliopsida; Asterales; Asteraceae. The record is from the annotation of a GenBank genome assembly.
UUUUUUUUUUCUCCCAAGUGGUUCCAGUUCGGGUUGCUUUCUGAAUUCUGAUUCACUUUGCAGUUUUGUCUAUCAAAUUCUCCACAUAAAAAAAUCCUUUUCUUUUCCCGCUCACAGGAUUCUCAUUAAUUCUUUAUUGCUUGCGUAAAAUCUCAAUCCCCAGAUUCUAGGGUUUUUGAAACCCUUUAUUUCAGGUUUCCAAUCUUCGAUUUUUUUUUUAUUUGGGGUUAUUGCUGUUUGUACCAAUGUUUACGACGCAGCAGAGAGUAACUCGUUCUUCAUUAUCAAUCACACCACGGACCGGUGGGCAAAAGAUCGGUAACUCACCCAAGCAUGUAUCUGGAAAGGGCAAGGCGGUGGCGUUUAUGGACGAUCUGACACCUCCACCGCCGCCGCCGCUGGGGUUGUUGAUUGAGAAUGGGGCGAGUGCGGCGGCUGAGGGUGGCGAUUUGGACGAUUGGAGGGCGUUUAAGGAAGCUGGAUUAUUGGACGAGGCUUCUAUGGAGAGGAAGGACCGUGAGGCAUUGGCUGAAAAGACUGCUAGGCUUGAAAAAGAGCUAUUUGACUAUCAGUAUAAUAUGGGACUCUUGCUUAUUGAGAAUAAAGAGUUGACAGAAAAUGCUGAGCAACUUAGAGAAGCAUUAUCAGAAAUACAAGAAGUUGUUAAACGGGAAGAAGCUGCUCAUUUGAUGGAUGUAUCUGAAGUUGAAAGGCGAGCAGAUAACUUGAAGAAAGCACUAGAUCUUGAGAAGCUUUGUCGAGCUGAUCUUGAGAAGGCUUUACGUGAAAUUGUUGAAGAGAAUAAACAAAUAAAACUCAGAUCUCAGACCAAUUUAGCUGAUGCAAACACAUUAGUAGCUGGAAUUGGAGAUAAAUCAAGAGAGGUUGAAGAAAAGAUGUAUGAAGCAGAUGCAAAGCUUGCUGAGGCAAAUAGAAAGAGUUUGGAGUUGGAUAGGAGAAUGCAAGAGCUAGAGACUCAUGAAAGCUUGCUCAAAAGUGAACGCCAAUCCUUUAAUGCAGGGAGAGAAGCAUGGGAAGCUACAUUUGCUAAACAGAAAGAGGAUAUAAAGGAAUGGGAAAAGAAAUUGCAAGAGGGUGAAGAGAGAUUAUGUGAAGGUAGGAGGAGUAUCAAUUUGAGGGAGGAGAAGUUGAAUGAAAUGGAAAAGUCUCUAAAACUGAAGGAAAAGGAAAUUGAGGAAGCACAUAAUAAGAUUGAAUCAAGCAUUUUAGCAUCAAAGAAGAAAGAAGAUGAUGUAAACAAAAGAUUAGACGAGUUAAUUGCAAAAGAGGAACAAGCUGAGUCGAUUAAAAAGAAACUUGAGGUCAAGGAAAAGGAACUGCUUGAUUUGACUGAGAAGUUGACUGCAAAAGAAAGAGUGGAGAUUCAGAAGCUUCUUGAUGCUCAUAAAAAUACAUUGGAUUCUAAACAGAGAGAGUUUGAAUUGGAAAUGGAAGAAAAGAGGAAAUCUUUAGAGGAUGAAAUGAGAAAAAGAAUAGAAGCUUUAGUGCAGAAAGAAGAUGAAACAAAUCAUAAAGAGGAAAAACUAAGAAAGCAAGAGCAAGCUCAUGAAAAGAAGUUGGAAAGAUUCAAUGAGAAGGAGAAAGAGCUUGACACGAAGUUGAGGGCAAUAAAGGAAAAGGAGAAAAGUUAUGAAAUGGAGGCAAAAAAGUUGGAAAUGGAAAAGAAUGAAAUUCUUGCUGACAUCGAGAAGCUGCAGAUUUUGAAAGCUGAAACUGAAAAAAUCAAGAAUCAGAUUAAUGAAAAGGAGGCACAAGUUCAUGAAGAGAUUGAAAAACUUAGAAUCACAGAAGAUGAAAGAAUAGAAUACACACGUUUACAGUUGGAGCUAAAAGAGGAAAUAGAAAAAUGCAGAGUUCAAAAAGAGUUGAUCAUGAAAGAGGUUGAUGAUUUAAGGAAAGAUAGAAUGAAAUUUGAGAAGGAAUGGGAGGUUUUAGAUGACAAGAGAGCUGUUGUUAAUGAAGAAUUAAUAGAAUUUGAAGAACAGAAAGAGAAUUGGGAAAAAGUAAGGAAAUCCGAAGAGGAAAAGUUAGAAAAGGACAAAAUUGUCACACAAGAUUAUGUUAAUAAAGAAUUAGAAGCUUUGAAAUUGGAGAGAGAAACAUUUGCUGCUACAAUGAAGCAUGAGGAGACCCUUUUAGUUGAAAAAGCUGAAAAUGAACAGAGACAAUUUGUUCAUGAUUUUGAGAAAAGAAAAAGAGAUCUUGAAGUGGAUUUACAGAAUCAACGAAUCGAAUUAGAGAAAAACAUGAAGGAAAAAGAGAAGGAGUUUAAAGAUGAAUGUGAAAAAGAAUUAAGUAACAUCACUUACUUAAAGGAAAUUGCAAGAAAGGAAAUGGAAGAAUUGAAAUCUGAAAGAAGUAGAAUCGAUAGAGAAAAGAAGGAAAUUGCUUUGAACAAUCAAAAGCUAGAAGAAAACCAAGUUGAGAUGAGUAAAGACAUAAACGCCCUUGAUGUUCUUAGCAAAAAGAUAAACAAUCAAAGGGAAGAAUUCAUAAACGAGAGAAAUCAGUUUCAUUCAUUCGUAGAAAAACUCAAGAAUUGUGAAAGCUGUGGGGAGAUCAUCAGGGGUUACGAAUUCUCUGAUCUGCAAAUUCCCGAGGGUAGAAAUGUAGUUAAUGAAAAGUCCAAGGGCAAUCUUGUAUCUUGGCUCAAAAAAGGCGCAACAGUCUUUAAAUUGUCCCCUCAUCGAGAAACAAACGAUAAUAUUGUUGAAAAAAAAAAAGAAACAAUUGAGACUGAAAAUGUUUCACAAAAUGACAAAAGGAUUCUUACACAUGACAAGCUUCCGGAAUCUUCUGAUGAUGAGAGCAACAUAGGAAGCAAGACGGCUGAAGUUCCGGAAGGUUCUCAGCAGUCGGAAAUGAAAAGUGGGAGGAAAAAAGCUGCGAGAAAACCAAAACGUGGGGCCCGUAAGAAUCAAACUGUGCAGACGGUGGUUGAAGAAGAUGUGUUGACCGAGUUUGACCAGAAUGAUGAUUCUGUUAAAGUUAAUGAGGAGAGUGGGAGUGCUUCUAGAAGGAAAAGGUCGCAUCCGGAAACUUCUUUAGUUAGUGGAAGUGAAAUGGAUGGUGGUGACAGUGAAGUUCAGUCGGAAAGUGUGGUUACUGGUGGCCGGAGGAAGAGGCGGCAGACGGUGGCUCCGGUGGCGGUGCAGACUCCUGGAGGAGGAAGUCGGUAUAAUCUCAGGCGACACAAGACUGGAGAUGUUGCCACUCAAGCUCAACCUUCUACUAAUUCUGAAAAAAAGAAGGAAGUUUCCGGAAGCAUUGGGACACAAAAAGUAACAAGUAAGCAUGAGAUUACUAACAACGUUGUUGAAACAAAAGUUACUAGUGAGGAUGGCAGCACAGCCAUGGUACAUGUCGCAACUAGCAAAAAAGUCGACACUCAAAUAUUAGAUACAGCUUUUAAAGCACCAAGAGGAGAGGUUAUUGUUGAGAAAACAGAAGUAGUCGAAGAGGUUAAUGCUACCACCUAUGAAUAUGAGAAUGAAGAAGAUAAUCAUCAUAAUAAUAAUGAUAAUGAUGAUGAUGAUGGUGGUGAUGAUGAUUUUGAUGAUGAUGAUGAUGAUGAUGAUAGUGGUGAUGAAGAGCAACAUCAUGGUGAAGUGUCAAUUGGCAAGAAAAUAUGGACUUUUUUGUCAACAUGAUAUGUGCAUCUUUCCUUUUAGAGUUUUGUAUUUUCAAUGUCUCAAUGUAUUCUGAUUUUAGACACAGUAAGAACAUGUUUGGUUCAUAUUAUGUAGACUAGUUUGUUUUGUAGCUUAUGCUCAAUUGUUCUUUUUGUAGUAACAAGACAUUUUUUUUUUUCAGUUUUACAUGUGUACACGUGAAUUUUUACUGCAUAUUAUUGAGAAAAAUGCAUCUGGUAUAUGUAGCUUUUACCA